AAACAAAUGCUUUCAAUGGGCUUUUCUGAUUGGCAUGCAUAUUAACGAUAUAAAGUCACUUCAUAGAGCAAGGAUCAGACAGUACGAAAAAUUUGUAAAUAAUUAUGAUUGGAAAUGCAUUGAGUUUCCUACAACACAGCAGAAUAUCAAAACAUUUGAAAGUCGAAACGCUGAGAAGAUGUUCGCUGUAAAUGUAUUCGGGUUCGAUGAUCGAGGGAAGCUAAAUAUUAAAUACCAAAGUAUGCACAUCCGAGAUAAAAAACGGAAAAUUGUUAACCUACUUUACGUUCAAACCUGUGCAAAUAAUCCAGGACAUUUUAUGUACAUAAAUGGAAUUGAAAAACUUUACGGUUCUAAAAAUCAUCAUAAGCGAUUACUGUGUUAUAAUUGCCUUGCUCUAUUUCCAAGUCAAGCUCGCUUAAAUAAACACGAAGAACUUUGUUUUUGUUUCAAGAAGCAACGCGUUUGCAUGCCAGAUCCCUAUGAUUUACGCGAGGAGCCUGUUUGUCGAUUUAAAAAGUUUGAAAAUAAGUUAAAAUCUAGGUUUGUCAUUUAUUCGGAUUUUGAGGCUCUCUGUAUGAAAGUAAAGCGAAGAAGAGGAAAAAUACGGCAGUACGCUAAACAUGUUCCGAGCGGUUAUUGUUUUGUAGUUGUCUCAAACGAUGAAGUGAUUUAUAAAUCGUUAUAUCGUGGAAAGGAUUGCAUGGAAAUAUUCGUAAAAGAGCUUGAUGAAAUUUGCGAUCAACUAAAUAGUUUGAAUUUAAACAAGGUGCCCAUGAGAAAUCUUACAUUAGAAGAGCAAACAUUGUAUGAAGAGAGUAAUAUUUGUCACAUUUGUGAAAAUGUUCUCCAGGAGGAUAAAGUAAGGGACCAUUCACAUGAAACUGGACGCUUUAGGGGGGCAGCGCAUCGUCAAUGUAAUGCCAAAUACCGUCAAAAAGAUAGAAUACCGGUUUUAAUGCACAAUUUUAGGAGCUAUGAUUCGCACUUACUGCUUAGUUACGUCAGAAAACUGUCUGCGAAAGAAGUGAAAGUGAUUCCGUCUAAUUCUGAAAAGUAUAUGGCGUUGCUCUGUGAGAAUUACGUUUUUCUGGAUUCGUUUCUCUUCCUCACAGCCUCGCUGGAUACUCUGACGAAUGACUUGUUGUUGGGAAAUAAUUUUGAGCAAGACUUCAAACCAUUAAUACAGAUUUUCGGACAGGGUGCGGCUAAAGAGAUGUCCAGAAAAGGAAUUUAUAUGUAUGAAUAUAUGGAUAAGUGGAAAAAGUUUGAUCAAAAAAAGUUUCCCAAAAAAUCCGACUUUUACAAUUCAUUGGCAAGUUCGGGCGUUUCAGAUGUUGAUUACAAGUACGGUAAACAUAUUUUCAAAUCAUAUUGCUCGGAUUUAGGGGAUUAUCAUGAUCUCUAUUUAAUGACCGAUACUUUGUUGUUGGCUUGUGUUUUCGAGAAAUUUCGUGAGGUUGCCUUGACACAUUAUAAACUAGAUCCUGUUCACUAUUAUUCGCUAGCAGGGUAUUCAUGGGAUGCUGCAUUAUUAAAUACGAAACAGGUUUUAGAUUUGUUUAUCGAUUCUGCCAUGUAUAAUACUAUAGAAUUAGGACUCCGCGGUGGUGUUUCAAUGAUUUCGACGCGAUAUGCUUCGGCGAGGAAUAAGUAUAUACGAAAAAGCGGAAAAAUAAAAGAUGGAGACAAUUAUCUUUUUUACAUUGACAAGAACAAUUUGUACGGGGAAGCUCUUCUUCAGCAUUUGCCCACAGGAGAUUUUGAAUGGGAAGACGCAGAGUUCGUUCAGAAUUUGACAACGGAAGAAAUUGUAAAAUGGGGCGAUGAAGAUAAUAUCGGGCGAAUUUUAGUGGUGGACCUAGGGUACGGGUCGGCAUUGCACCCCAAACAUUCAGAGUACCCGCUUGCCCUCGAGAAAAUUUGUGUAAACAGUAAGCUACUUUCUUCGUAUCAGACAGACCUUAUUUCGCAUUAUAAUAUGACUUAUUCUGAGAAGCAACCUAAGCUCGUACCGCAUUUGGGCCCUCGUAAAAGGUACGCUGUUCAUUAUAGGAAUUUAAAAUAUUAUUUAAAGAAAGGAAUGACUUUAGAAAAAGUACACAGUGUAAUUAAGUUCAGUCAAUCUGCAUGGUUGAAAAAUUAUGUCUUAUUUAACGGUUCUUUGCGUCAACAAGCACGAACCAUUUUUGAACAAAAUCUGUUCAAAUUUAUUGUAAAUAGCAUUUUCGGGAAAUCCGCAGAACAAGUACGAAAUCGAGAAGAUGUUAGAAUUGUGAGUAACCUAGAGCAGAUGAAGAAGUUGACUAGACAUUCGAAUUUCAAAAAUUAUCAAAUUUUAAGUCCUGACCUCGUCAUAACUUUUCUUGACCGCGCAGUGGUGAAAUUAAAUAAGCCGUUGUAUAUUGCCUUCACAGUACUCGACUUAAGUAAACUCUUUAUGUAUGAGUGGCACUAUGAUAAAAUUGGCGAGUGGUUCGGGGAAAGAGCGAAAUUCUUGUUUACAGAUACUGAUUCAUUAGCAUAUUCAAUAACCACUGAAGAUUUGUACGAGGACUUGGCUGAGCACGCUGACGAGUUUGAUUUUAGUAAUUAUGACCAAUCACACUUUCUUUAUUCGAACGUCAACAAGAAAGUUAUAGGGAAGAUGACAGAUGAAGCAAAAGGAAAUGUUCUAGAGAGUUUCGUAGGUGUUGCGCCGAAGAUGUAUUCCUUUCUUGGAAAAGGUAUAAGAAAGAAAGCAAUGAAAGGUGUCAAGAAACAAAUAGUUGAUAAGUACAUUAAUCAUAAACGAUUAAAAUCAGUGCUAUUCAAACAAAAGAAAUUGGUAUGCAGGAUGAAUCUGAUUCGUUCACGGCAUCACAAACUCUAUUCUGGAAACUUUUCGAAAGUUGCACUCCAUUGCUUUGAUUCAAAGAGAUACAUUUUAGCUGAUGGGAUUAAUACCAUAGCCCAUCAUGAUUGUCGCAUCGUUGCGUAAACCGUUUACAUCGGUUAGAAUUUAUGUUAAGUGUAUAUGUGAAAUAAUAAAAUUAAGAGUUGUAAAUUGCAUGAAGUAAACGAAAAUGGUUAUAUUUCAUUUUAAAUAUAUUAGUUUUAUAUUUGUACAAACAUGUAAGUCGAGUCUAUGCAAUAAAUAUUUUCAAAAGAAAUUUGAUCCUUUUGCGACAAAGUGGACAAUAAUCUUGUGUACACACGCAGUCUAAACACAUACUUAAAUGGGCACAAGGCAGAACCACGAAUCUCGCUUCAGAUGCAUCACAAAUUUUGCAGAUAGGAUCAACCAUUACGGUAGCCAGAAUUGGAGUUCCAGCAGCUGCAGCUGAAAGAAUGAGGUUCUUCAGAGGCGGUAUCAACAGAAAAAUUUUUCUAUAGAAAUAAAACAAAGCUUGUAAUUCUAAUAUUACUAAUACAAAUUUGACUUGAAAUUUUUUUUGAUAAAAUUACCUUCUGAUUGGCUUUGGCUUUGUUAACCAAUAAAUAUGUACACUUAUUCGAAAAAAGAGCGUGUUCAAUCCAAGGAUUAUCUUCUGGCAACCAAUUGUGCGCGCC
Molecule: messenger RNA, 3552 nt
Organism: Folsomia candida
Lineage: Eukaryota; Metazoa; Arthropoda; Collembola; Entomobryomorpha; Isotomidae
Exons: 2
Coding region: 35-2980 (981 amino acids)
Source: RefSeq, a predicted model, not a curated record